CUGUGAAUUAGAGAGGAUGACAGGUAUCAGCUGUUAUAGUAAACAAAGUGUCCUGACAUUGUACAAAGAGUUCAGCUAGGACUUUUGCUGAGAUGGACGGUGCAUUUAAUUCCGUUGAAAACAGUCAACCACUCAGCAGUAGAAAUUCAUGUACAGACUACGCGGAGAAUUCCGAUAACAAUGACAUUUGGUGGUACAUGCCAGACUCCGUGCUUCUAAGCAUUUUUCAAUAUCUUACUCCAAAAGAGCUCCUGACAGUCGGAGAAGUAUGCAGAACAUGGCACAGGGUAUGCAAAGACGAAUUCCUGUGGAAAGAUCUCUUUUACCAAACCUAUAAAAUCGAUCCCAACGUGAGCAUUAUGCCUGGAAAAACUUCUUGGCUUGAAGAAUUCAAACGUCUUACUUACCACACUCCGUUGUUGGAAACCGAGAUCCGCAAGGAACACACGAACCAAGUACUGCACGUUAGCUUUUCGCAUAAUGGGCAAAUGUUCACAACAUGCUCCAAGGAUGGCUACAUAAUUGUGUGGGACAGCAGUUAUCCAGCAAGUAUUAAAUACCAUCGAGACAUGAAAACGUUUAGUUGGAAGUACACACAAUUUUCUCAAUUCAAUUCAUCGGAUACCUUGCUUCUCGUAUCUGGAGUUCACUUUGGAACUCCCCACAGUACAUCCGGAGAAAUCGCCGUCUUUAGCCUUGAGCCUGGAUUCAAACUUCAGUGCAGAGUUGUGAAUAAACCCUAUGACAUAUUCGGCACAUGGUACAGCGAGCGACACCUAUUAAGCGGAGAUCUUCAUUGGAUAGCACACUUGGUCAGCACAAGUGUUUUAUGGCUGAACAAAGCUAGCCAAGAGUCAGCCAGUGAACAUGUACCGAUAAUGAAUCAAUUGUAUCGAUUUUACAACAGUAAUGCAUCCUCGAUCAGAGCGGUAAUGGUAGCUAAUUGUUUAUCCCCUGCAUCACCGGAAACUGAAACUCAACAAAAUGAACCAACUUCUGAUGUCAGAGAGGAGAAAGGAAAUCCACCAAGCCAUAGAGAGCUAUCCUCCAUGUCUUCAAAUAAUGGUCAACAGCAGCCUGAAGAACCUGAAGUACUAUAUCAUGCGUCAUCCAGACUGCAAUACAGCACGCUGGAAGGUGGGUUUCUUAACUGGCGGAGGCUCGGCGAUGGGUUUGAGUAUGCAAGUCCCAUUCAGUACAACGAAAAUUACCGACAAGUGGAAAUUGAAAAAGAUGUGACAGAUCAUAGUUGUGAAAAUGAUGAUCUGACGUGGGAAGAAGAAAGCGAGACUACAGAGUCAUCAGAUGCAGAGGAUUGUGACUCUGACGAUUUAGCUGACAGCCCGGAGAAGUAUCUCAUUUUCACAACUGGAUCAAAAACUUACACUCCCCACCAAAUUGGUUUUAAACGUAUCAAACCGAUGAGUUUCCCAAGACGUCUUGAUCCUGGGCCUUCUCUGAAGGAGAGGAUCGCGCAGCGAGAACGUGAGCGCGAGAGACAAAAUUGCGGAUCCCCCAGACCCGAGCCUAAUUGGCUGGACUAUAAUGCUGUUGCAGAUAAAUUUGACAAAGUGGAUCAUCUCAUAGAUCUUCACGGUCACGUUAUCGGAAUGAGUUUAUCUCCAGAUCACAGAUACUUGUAUGUAAAUACAAGACCAUGGCCAAGGGGCUAUGUUAUAACAAACCCGUUGGAACCACCGCCAAUUGCUCAAGAAAUUGAUAUUCACGUUAUCGAUUUGGUUACUCUAAAACAAGUUGGUACAAUGCUACGGGCGCACAAGGCUUAUACGCCGAAUCACGAAUGUUUUUUCAUAUUCUUAGAUGUUUGCAAUGAAUAUGUUGCAAGUGGAGCAGAGGAUAAGCAUGGUUAUCUUUGGGAUCGACAUUACGGAGUAUGUUUGGCUAAACUACCGCAUACUGAUGUCGUAAACUCUGUUGCAUUUAACCCGAGGGAUCCUGAAAUGCUUGUGAGUACCAGCGAUGACUACACAGUUAAAGUUUGGCGGAGUCGAUCAAUGGUCAAAAAGUUGGGGUUGAAUGAAGAAAUGUAUCGCAGGGGAUUAGAAGUAAGAAAAAGAUGCCGGUAUCACAGGAGCAGCUGUAAUGUUGACUGAUUAAAAACUAUUCAAUUUCCAAUUUAAAAACCUUUGCGCAAUAUUAAUUACUAAUUUAGUUUUUCAAGAAGUCCUUUGGAAAAGUUACAUUUUGAAAUGAUUAUAAAAUAAAUUGGAGUACUGGUACAGAGUUAAAAAAAAGGAAUUGAAUCUAAUCCCACCAACUAUGAUCUGAAUUCAGGAAAGGUACGAUGUCUAUUAUAGAAUAGUGCAAUUUUACUCUAUAAAAAUUUGAGUAACUAGUCUAGAUUGUGAUUGACAACUUUUUUACAAACAUAACCCAAUUAGACAGAAACAUUUUGUUGAUUUUGCUGACAUCAAUAUUUAUCUUGCAGGUAUGACUAUUUAUGUACAUGAGUAUACGUUGAUUGGCUAAUACAUCAAUAAUUUUCUAUGUGAAUAUAUGCCGUAUUGUUUCAAACAUAAGUCGACCCUGAAUCUAAGUUGACUUCUGAUUCUGAGACUUUAUUUCGGUAAUUAUUCUUGAAAUAUACUCAUAAAGUCAAUCACUCAUAUAAGUUGAGUACAAAUUUCUUAAAUCAUAUCCAGCACUAGAAACCUCGACUUAUGCUCG
Messenger RNA from Diprion similis, 2688 nucleotides. RefSeq names its product F-box/WD repeat-containing protein 5 (gene Fbw5). The transcript is spliced from 9 exons. Gene Ontology annotation, cellular component: SCF ubiquitin ligase complex; Cul4-RING E3 ubiquitin ligase complex. The coding region runs from base 93 to 2114 and encodes 673 amino acids. The record is from RefSeq and is a predicted model, not a curated record. Gene Ontology annotation, biological process: protein ubiquitination. Gene Ontology annotation, molecular function: protein binding. Lineage: Eukaryota; Metazoa; Arthropoda; Insecta; Hymenoptera; Diprionidae.